AUGGAGGCAGCGGCUUCUUUUGCACUGACGCCACAGCCGCUCCUGUCGUCUGCGUACUCUGGGGGUCUGUCAACUGGUUCUCCCCCCGCCCGUUCGUCCUUCCCUGUUGACCAAGCAAAAGACAAAAACCGGUCGCAGUUAGGUGCUUCCGACUGCGUGGACGGCAGCGCGCUAGAGUUUCCGUCUCUGCAAGUUGCAACAGAAUCUACAUGCUCGCCAACUGUGUCCGUCCCGGACUCGACUGUUGCGAGCGAAUGCCCGCCUACGCCGUGCGGGGACUUGGGGGAAGGAACAACUGUGAGCUCGCAAGAACCGGUUGUCGCAUCCGACAAUAAUGUUGACGACUCGACACCACGCACCACUGAAGCCCACGGCCAGAGGUGUAGACACGCCGUACCGCAUCUCGGCGUGGCAGCAGGCGCAACUGCGAGUCAGCCGUCUUGUCAUUCCGAGCAGCGGCGCGUCGAUGUAGCCAUCAUCGGCGCUGGCCUUGCUGGUUUAACAACCGCGCUUGCAGUGCACAGAAAAACAGGAAGGGUGGUCCACGUCUAUGAAAAAGAAGAAGCUGACCACUGGGCUUCUGCGUCCUCGGGUGCGUUACGGACUUCCCCUGGCUCCCGCAGAGAAGGUGGAACACCGCAGGAAGAUUACGAAGCCCGAGAAAUCCUGUUGCGAACAAAUGGAUUGGAUGCCUUGAGGUGCAUAGAUGAGCAGCUUGCCUGUGAUGUAUUGGAAUGUGGGCAUAUUGUGUAUUCCGACUGCCUCGAUGUCUUUGAUUUCGAUGUGAAGGCCACUGCGUCCAGCUUGGUAUUUGGAAUUUACUGGUCAGAUCUCCAGCAGAUCCUCUACAGGCACUGCCAACAAUACCCAGACGGGAUUUUUUUCAGCUUCAAAAAGCAUCUCAAGUGUGCCAUGCCAAGCGUCGCGCCUCCGUCUUCUUCUCCAGAGGCGGAUUCCACAAUGGCCAUUUCACUGUCUGCUUCCUCACUCUCGCCUCCCUCCACUGUCUCGACUGCAUCCUCGACGGGUACACCGACUGCAUCACCCGGUUUCGUGAAUUUCACUGGAGGUGGCAGCGAAAGUGGAGAUGGUGACGCAAAAGAAUGCUCAAGCAAGGGAGGACCAGGGACCACCCACGAUCCAUCGCACCUUUCCCCUACCGAAAACUAUAAUAGCAGUAAUACAGACAAACAAGACGCAAGGGAAGGUUCCCAAGUGAAGCACGAAUCCUUACAUGAGAAGCAAGCUGGAGUGACCCUCUCUUUCUAUAAUGGCGUCGAUGUCGAGGCGAAACUUGUGAUUGGUGCCGAUGGCCCAUGUUCCUCCUCACGAGUCGAUUCUGAUGAACUCUUGCCUCACUAUAGGCAAGACAGCACCGAUCUAUCUGUUGUGGAAAUUCCUCUGCAGCAACCCAGGUAA
Messenger RNA from Neospora caninum, 1419 nucleotides. RefSeq lists its product as hypothetical. The transcript has a single exon. The coding region runs from base 1 to 1419 and encodes 472 amino acids. Gene Ontology annotation, molecular function: monooxygenase activity. The record is from RefSeq and is a predicted model, not a curated record. NCBI's taxonomy places the organism in Eukaryota, Apicomplexa, Conoidasida, Eucoccidiorida, Sarcocystidae.